Oryza sativa Japonica Group (Japanese rice) is the source of this 1573-nucleotide messenger RNA. Its product is annotated as protein XRI1. Gene Ontology annotation, biological process: female meiotic nuclear division; male meiotic nuclear division. The record is from RefSeq and is a predicted model, not a curated record. Lineage: Eukaryota; Viridiplantae; Streptophyta; Magnoliopsida; Poales; Poaceae.
CCUCUCGCCCGGAAACCAGCCCACCCACACCAACACACUCACACUGCCCUGCCCUAUCGCAAUUUCCAUUUCCAUCUCUCCUCCUCUCCUCCUCCACCUCGUCCUACAAAUGCGGCGCAGGACGAGAGUCAGAGCGGAGUAGUAGCAGACGAACACGACGACAUCGGAGCGCUCUUGUCUCCUCCUCGUUUCUUCUGCUCCCGAGUCAAGCAGAUCCUCCAAGCCCAGCGAGGGGGCGGGCGCGCCGCCGCUGCCGUUGUUGUUGUCGGCCGCAGCGCAGACAUGGACCCGUCCGGCGGCGGCGGCGGAGUCGGAGUCGGAGGCAUCGGCGGCGGUGAACAAAUUCUUUGGGACUGGCAAGCGGCGGAGCAGUGCGAGAGCAAUGCUGCAAAUCAUGAUGUUUCUAGAUUCAUGUGGGACUGCCUCAAUCAAGAUGAUGAUGACCUACUGGGAUUGCUGGGCAAUCAAACUCCUCUAAGAGAUUGUCGCGGCUUCUUUGAUAUUGAUGAUUUCACCUGCAAGGAGACGUUGGACCUAGAGGAAUCUCGGGAAUCAAAGCGCCGCCGCAUAUUGGAGUACCCUUCUGAGUCUAAUCAAUCAGAAGAUGGAAAUCGUGAAAUAAGUUCUACCUUGGGCACAUCUGAGGUAUCAGAAAUUUCAUUGCUUUGCACCGAUGAACCGCAGAGCUUCAAUUGGGAUUCACAGAACAAUUCAAAUAAUUUUGAUUCUUUGUCAACUGGAGCAUUCUACCAACCAUCAAAUAGUCAUUCGAAAAAUUGCUCUGAUGAAAAUCAAAUGCAUUUCAGGCAUGACCAAAUGCAUUCUAGCCAGGAGAGCGUUACAUAUACCAAUGAUCAAAGUGGUAUUUCAGGAACAACUGAGAAUGAUUCAGUGACAGAAAGUCUUCUAAUGCAGGAGACUAGGAAGCUUUCUACACUUAAAGUAUCUAAAGGAACCUCACUGGUUAAGGCGAAGCAGAAUUUAACUACAACUAUAGCAUACCCUUUUACCCUCAUCAAACCAUCCUGGGAGGAAGGAGAUGUCAUCACUCUAAAGGAUAUAAAUCAGCGAAUCCGUGCUCCUCCGAAGAAGGCUCCAGAAACCCUAGGGACUUCAGCCUUCUCUGGCAAGCCAGUCAUUGGCAAGACAAGGAUCAGAACUGACGGGGGCAGAGGCAGCAUCACGAUACUAAGAACAAAAGGUUGAGAGUCCAAACAACAAGUUUCUCAGCCAUUACCUGGAUUGCUUUCAGCAAUUUGAUCUCCACAGCUCUCCAGUUUUUUUUUUUUUGGCCAUGGAUUUGGUAUUUAGGAUGACUAUCAAUGGCUAACUCUUCAAAGAUUUACCAUUCAUCCUGUGUACAUUAGCGGCAUGCGGCUAAUGUUAAAUAUAUGAGAGUUUUGUGUUCAGAAACCAUGUCCCUCUACUCAUCUAACUUAUGUUGGAUGUUGUUCAGGGUUUUCUCCCAUUUUUCUGAAUAGUUGUCCAUUCUCAAAUGGACGCGUGUAAUCGGGAAACAUUUGAUUAUUUUGUUGCUUACAAUAUAUAGCACAGAUACAGGUGAGUUUAUAUA